Molecule: messenger RNA, 1035 nt
Organism: Alternaria incomplexa
Lineage: Eukaryota; Fungi; Ascomycota; Dothideomycetes; Pleosporales; Pleosporaceae
Exons: 3
Coding region: 1-1035 (344 amino acids)
Biological process (GO): chromatin organization; negative regulation of transcription by RNA polymerase II
Cellular component (GO): pericentric heterochromatin
Molecular function (GO): chromatin binding
Source: RefSeq, a predicted model, not a curated record
AUGUCGGGCAGGGGGCGCAGAGACGGUCGCAGCGCUAGAGGUGGCAGAGGACGAGGCAGAGGCAAGACGCGAAUAUGGGAGUGGGAAGCAUACACGCCUGGCGCCGAGGUGUACGACCAGUUAUGGCGCGUUCGCAAGGAGCCUGCCACUGUCACCGCACGACUACCUAACGUCUGCCCUAUGUCGAAUGCACGAACGCGAAUACUCCAUCGUCGACAGACCGAGGACCGCUUCAAGCGGGAGCUAUACACCGUAGAGGUCACAUAUACGGGCGGACCGGGGAGUGCACGGGACGGUAUUGCCCUUACACAGCUUGAGGAUGUGGACCUGCAACGCAUACUGCAGUUCGUUUCUCUAGCUGAACUGGAACGAUAUGAAACUGAGCAGUUCAGGCUCGAGGCAGAGGCAGAGGCCAUUGCUAUGCGCACCGAGGCCGAAGACCUGGCGCGUCGCCAACUGCGAAAGAAUGCCAAAGGGCCAAACGCCAGCAAAGGGAGCCGCGUGCUCAGCGCGCUCGCCUUCUCUGUAGAGCCGACCCCACGUUCACGGGGUCGACCGAGAGCCACACGCGGAAAAUGCAGGGGAAGGGCGAGAGGUGUAGAGCCAACAAGAGGCCUCGUCGUAAGCUCCCGACAGCUCAAGAACGACAUGCACGAGCAGCUGGUAGACAGCGAACCUAUGGUGUUCGAUCACCAAGACGACAUAAUACCCCCACAACCCGCUUCGCCGCAAUUUGAAUCGGACGGAUACGUCGGCAGCCGAAUAACAUCUAUGCGCACAUUGUAUCCGGGACAACAGUCGCUCGAACACAACAACGAAGACGAUGCAGAAGCGGAUGCAACGGAAGAGUUUGCUGUAGAGGCCAUCGUGGCGCAUUUUCACGAGCACGAGAAGAACUACUACCUCGUCAAGUGGGAGGGAUACGAAGACAGCCAUGAUUGGCUUCCUGAAGAAGAUCUUGAGGGUGCUGCAGACCUGGUCACUGAAUACAAGGAGCGGAUUGGAUGGAGGAACAAGAAAGUCGAAAUAAGAUGA